This is a messenger RNA of Mollisia scopiformis, 429 nucleotides long. RefSeq lists its product as uncharacterized. The transcript is spliced from 3 exons. Lineage: Eukaryota; Fungi; Ascomycota; Leotiomycetes; Helotiales; Mollisiaceae. Bases 34 to 261 code for a protein of 75 amino acids. The record is from RefSeq and is a predicted model, not a curated record.
CAAAAAUUAAAUCACUUUCACCAACACCAAAAAAUGUCAACCCCAUCUCCAACCCCUCCAAACCUAAAUCCGAACAAAAAAGAAUAUUUCAUCCCGGCACAAGGAAUAGACCGAGCAGUCACAGUAGAUAUCUCCCGUUGCCUAGGUGAAAACGCAAUGGUUCGUCCGGGGAUGUAUAAGGAUCCAGAAACCCAAAAAUCCCGUCCAGGAUAUUUUAUUAUUUCAUUUGAUCCUCGUAGGAGUAUUACUGAUAGGAAAUGAUACAAAAUCUAAAAGCGGAUUCCAUUACAUGGGAACAACAACGAAGAGAACGAUUCCUAGCUGCGCAGAGGAAUGGACAUGAUGUGGAGGGUGUGUGGAAUCCGACGUUGAUGAAUGCUAUAGAGAGUAUGAAGGAGAGGUGGAUGAAGUAUGAGGGGAAGUGAUGUG